CCGAGAGCGAGACCACCGUCCGAGGAGCUAGCAGCCUGGCUCAGCGUGUGGUGCCCGGUGCCUAGAGAUGACGGGCUCGACCCUGAGACCCAAGGUCUUCCUGGGCCUCUUCUUGGGCCUCUUCCUGGGCCUUCCAGCUGUCGCCUUGCAGGGUGUGCAAGGCGAGGACGAGCUGGAGCCGGUGCCCUCCGAGGUCCAGUGUCGACCUUACAUCGAGAAGGCCCUGAAGGACCUCGGCACAGGGUCUCUUGAGCAGAGCAGCGCCGAGGUCGAGGCUGACGCUGAAGAGGGUGGCGAGAGGUCAGCCGGAUCGGACGAACAGGCUGGCGAACCAGCCGACGGUGGAGGCGGAGAGGUCGAGAACGAGGGAUCUCAGGGCGAGGUAGAGGACACCGGGGAGAGCGUAGAGGAUGUCGAGGUCAUCGAAGUCGUCGAAGACGGGACGGAGGAGCGAAACGACAGUCCCGAAGAAGAGGCCUCCGAGAAACAGGAGGAGUCCGUAGAAGGUGCCGAGGACGAAACCGAUGAACGAACCGACGAGGUCGCAGCCGAGGAGAGCGUCGAGGUCGAGGUCAAAGCAAGCGAAACCGAGGAAACCGGAGAGGGUUCGGUCGAGGAGGUCGUGUCCGAGGAGAGGAAGGAGGACGUCGAGUCCGGAUCUCCCGGCUCCGAGGAGCAGCCUGAAGAGGCCGGAAUCGAGGAUGUGACCGCCAACGACGGGAAGUCCGACGAGGACAAAACCGAAGAAGCCGCCGAGGACAGAGCCGAAGAAACCGCCGAGGUCGGAGACGACUCGCAGCCCUCGGAGGAGGGCUCGAAGGAGGUCGUCGAAUCCGAAGAGGCGGAGUCCAAGGCCGACGAGACCGUAGAGGAGUCCGAGGGCGCACCCAGUGCCGAAGACGGCACCACCGGAGAACCCGAAGAGAUCGAGCCUGCACCGCAGGAGAGCACCGAGGACGCUAGGUCCGGGGAAGAGGAUGGCAAAUCCGGAGAGGAGGACGCCAAGUCUGGAGAGGAGGAUGCCAAAUCCGUAGAAGAGGAAGUGAAAUCCGUCGAAGAUGACGUCAAGUCCGGGGAAGAAGACGCCAAGUCCGAAGAAAAGGUCCAAUCCCAGGAAGAGAGUGCCAAGUCCGAGGAGGAAUCCGAGGAAGCCAAACCCAGGAAGCCUCGAGAAGUUGGAGACGAAGACACCCCCUCCGACGAGGCCGUCGAUCAGGACGGAGCGUCGAAGGAAUCCGGAGAAGGGUCGGACGCCGAGGAGGAGCUGAGCCCGGAAGAGGACCUGAUCCAGGAGAUCGAGGUCCCCGAGGUCCUCAGGCCCCGGGAGCACAUCAACCAGCUGCUGAAACUGGACGAGGAAAACGAAGAAAAGGAGCGAGCCGUCGAGAAGGUCGCCGACGUCGUCCUGAAGGACCUGAAGAGGCUCUACGACAACGCCAUCAAGCCCCUGGAGACCCUCUACAAGUACAGAGACCUCAGCAACAGGCACUUCGGAGAUCCCGAGAUUUUCUCCAAGCCGUUGGUGCUCUUCAUGGGGCCCUGGAGCGGUGGCAAGUCCUCGAUCAUCAACUACCUGCUGGACGUGGAGUACAAGCAGACCUCUCUCAGGACGGGCCCUCGAGAACCUCGCGAACUUCCCAAUGGGACUGAUGCAGGAGCCGAGCCUUCCCCGGCGUACUUCAACAUCCUGAUGUACGGAGAGGAGGAAGAGGUCCUCGACGGGACCCAGCUGGCCGCCGACUGGACCUUCUCCGGACUGCAGAAAUUCGGCCAGGGCAUGCUCGACCGCCUCAGAGGGCUGAGGCUCCACAACGAGUUGCUGAAGAAGGUCAACAUCGUCGAGAUACCGGGGAUCCUGGAGAUCAGGAAGCAGGUGCAGCGGUUGUUCCCCUUCAACGACGCCUGCCAGUGGUUCAUCGACAGGGCCGACAUCAUCUUCCUGGUGUACGACCCCUCUAAGCUGGACGUGGGACCGGAGACAGAGGCGAUUCUGGACCAGCUGAAGGGACGCGAGUACCAGACGAGGAUCGUCCUGAACAAGGCCGAUCAGGUGAAGCCCGAAGAGCUGAUGAGGGUCCAGGGUGCCCUGAUCUGGAACAUCUCGCCGUUGAUGUCGAGCGCCGAGCCGCCCAUCAUGUACUCCACGUCCCUGUGGUCGCUUCCAUAUGAAGCCGGGGCUCCGACGAGGCUACUCCUUGCCCAGGAAAGGGCCUUCCUUCGGGAUCUCCGCUCGGCAGUCGACAAGAGGGUCGAGCAUAAAAUCGCCAGCGCCAGGAGAUUCGCCGUACGAGUGCGCAACCACGCCAAGAUGGUGGACUGCUACCUGACGACCUACUACAACCACAAGACCUUCUUCGGGAACAAGAAGGAGGUCAGCGACAGGAUCGUCGAGAAUCCACAGGACUACCACAUCUACGAGGGCCUGAGCACCCUGACGAACAUCUCCCGUUACGAUCUCCCGGAUCCCGACGUCUACAGGGACUUCUUCAGGUUGAAUCCUCUCUACGACUUCCCCCUGCUGAGCUCGACCUGCACGUACUUCCGGGGCUGCCCCAUCAACAGGCUGGACGUAGCCAUCGCCUACGACCUGCCCGAGUUGGUCGGCAAGUACAAGAAGUCGGUCGAGGCGGUUCUCCAGGAAGUCGAGGCCGGCACCCCGGCCAGCUGAACUCGAAGAGAGGACCCGUGGGGCCGAGGCUCUCGACGCGUCGUUGGGAACGAUUGGACGGGACGAAGAGGCUUUCUUCCGGGGUCCGAUAUUCGCGAUCACGACGUAGGCCUUGGGAGAUUCUCCUCCGGAUUCUCGGAGAGAUCCCACGGUGUCAGGAUCGGGAGCCCCAUUCAAGGCAAGAUUUACACUAAAGACAAAGAAAACAAGGUCCUGCUAGAGGUUUUUUGUUCCUCGUGGUUUUAGAGACUCAAGCCCGGUUCCACCUCCAGGGAAGGCUCCGAUGAAGGUGGAUCAUCCUUGUCGAUACCAGAUUUCAGGUCUUCGUUCCAUCAUUCCAUACUGACAGCGACCUGCAGAUUAUGUCCUCGAAUCGUGCCUGACAUCGGAGCCCUGGAGGUGCCCUUCGAGUCCUCUGUGUAGAGGGAUUCUUGGGCUGCCGGAGAGUGCUCAUAGAUUUUCACAGACUGUUCCACAGCCUGCUCCGAAGGGGGAGCACUGCCACGCUGGUCUUGUCCAGGCCCACCGGACGAAAGUAACUUGUACUUCUACUGUAACUGUAUCGAACGAUUGUAUACACGUAUUUCCACUGUGAGAGAAGGGCUGCGCUUCUUCUAGGUUUGUACCGCUUUUAGUACCUUGGUACCAAAUGAUAUUCAAUGAUGUAGGAUGCCGAGCUGUCACGGAAGACCGAUGGGAGUCAUGCGUCACAUGGUUGCACCGUUUUCACUUGUGUCUCGUGUUGACCAUUUUCACUCACAUCAUCGAUGCACCUCUUUUGCGCACACUUUGGGUUAAUCUGUCACACUUUUCUCUUCUUUUUCUUGUCUUCUUUCUUCGCUGUUAUCUGCAUUUUGUAGUCACGUUGAAACCAUGUAGAGCAAUCUUAGUCGUUCGCGCAUCGAUGCCCUCGUCGAGUACCCUGUACGAUACGAAGCCCCACACUUCAAAACCGUCGACUUUGCUCUAGCCAUAUCCAUUGCUCACAGAUCACCGAUAGAGUCUUAUCCGACAUUGUAUUAAGUUACGUUAAUGUUACAAUUAUACUUUAUUGUUUGAUAAUACCGUAAUGAAUAUACCCUAUCAUAUCGUAAGGAAUAUUGUUACAGUGUAUUUAGGGUAAGUAGGGAUACUCCUCCGGAUCUGGUGGUGGUCUACUAUUUGGAGAAAUGUAUUUCUAAUAAGAUCGUGUGCCGUGAG
Messenger RNA from Orussus abietinus, 3868 nucleotides. RefSeq names its product sarcalumenin. Lineage: Eukaryota; Metazoa; Arthropoda; Insecta; Hymenoptera; Orussidae. The record is from RefSeq and is a predicted model, not a curated record. The transcript is spliced from 11 exons. Bases 68 to 2668 code for a protein of 866 amino acids. Gene Ontology annotation, molecular function: GTP binding.